UAUAAACUUUUUAUUCAAUAUAAAUCAAUUUGAUGUGAACGUAAAAAUACAUGAUUAAUCACUAUAUCUGUUAUUAGCGUUUUAUCUAUAAUUUUUAAUUUUUUAAAAAUAAAUUUAUAUAAUUUAUACUACAAAUAAAAAUUUUUCGAUGUUAUCUAUUAUAAUGAAAUAAAUAAAUUAUUUAUAUUUUUAUAAAUAUAUAUAUUAAAUAUAGUGAUAUUUUCAGCAUUGAAUGUUAAUUUAGCUUGUUGCUAUGGGAGUACAAACAAAAAGAGUAUAAAUUCAUAAAAAUAUAUAUGUGUAUAUAUUCUGUUUGUGUAUAAAAUUUGAAAAUUAAUUUCAUAUCUUUUAAUUAGAAAAAAAAAAAAAGAAAGAAAGAAAGAUUUUUCAGAAUGAUUACUUCUUUACAAAGUAGAGUAAUCUAUGGGUUGAAGACUGAUAUAAUUUCAAAUGCCCAUUAUAUUUCGGAUUCAGAAAUCUUAUAUCCUGUUGGAAAUGUAAUAGCAAUUCAUAAUAUUCCCCAAUAUGAACAAAAAUUAAUACGAUUACCUGAUAAACAACAAAUAAAUAUAAUUGCAGUUGCACAUAACAAGAAAUUUGCUGCAAUAUGUGAAGUUGGAGAAAAACCUACAAUAUCUAUUUAUGAUCUUCAAACAUUAAAAAGAAGAAAACUUCUUGGAAUACCAUAUGAUGCUUCUGAUGUAACAAGAUUUACUUGCAUAGAAUUUACUUUUGAUAAUAAAUAUAUAGUAGCAGUUACAGGAGAACCUGAUCAAAAUAUGCUUUUUUACAAUUGGGAAAAAGGAAAAGUAGAAUCUAGUUUAAAAGUAGGCAUUCCUCAGGAUCCAUCGGCUAUUGUAGAAGUAUUAUCUUGUAAUCCAUCAGAAGCAGGAAUAGUUGCACUUGGAGGUCUACGCAUAUUUAAAUUCUUAACUCUUUCUGAUUCUAUAUGGCGGCCAUAUGGAUUUUCUAAAGCAGAUACUAUAUUUACAUGCUCUAUGACUUGGUUGAAUUCAGAUAGAUUAUUACUUGGAACUCUAGAUGGUAGAAUACUCUAUUUAGAAAAUGGUGAUUUAAAAAAUAUUUAUAAAAUGACUGAUACAGUAUCUAUGAAUCUUAAAAUUCGUGAAGAAUACGUUAUACAAGCAACUAGUUCAUUAAUAGCCUUAGAGUCAAUAAAACGAAUACCAUGGGAACAUAAUAUUCGUUCUUUAAUUGCAUUUCAAAGAGGUUUUGCAUUUGCCUUUGGGAGAAGAACAAUUAUACUUUUUGAAAAAGAAGGUCCACAUAAAUAUAUAAAAAGGAAUAUAUAUAUAAUUCCAACUCAACCAUCAAAAGAAAAAAAUGAAGAGUUAUAUCAAGUUAAUACUAUAAAUAUUAAUUUAAGUAUAGAUCGUUUGAUAAUUACAACUGGUUGGCCUCAAUUAUUUUAUGCAAAAUUAUGGGGUCCAGAUUUAAAUGUAGAUCCAGAACCACAAGAAUUAAAAAUUAUAGGUCAAGCAUUACAUUUUGGACCAAUAAUUGAUAUUUCUGUAUGUGCUUGGAAAUCAAUUUUUAUGACUUGUGGACAAAUUGAUCAUAGUGUAAGAUUGUGGGAUUUUGAAUCAAAAAGUUUAAUUUUAUAUAAACAAUAUGCAGAAGAUAUUUGUGGAAUAGCUUUGCAUCCUACUGGUCUUUUUUGCUUAAUUGGUUUUAGCGAUAAAUUACGUUUUAUGAGUAUAUUAAUUGAUGAUUUUUUACCUAUGGAAGAAUUUUCUAUAAGAUGUUGCAAUACAGCAAAAUUUAGUCAUGGUGGUCAUUUAUUUGCUGCUGUUAACGGAAAUAUUGUACAAGUUUAUUCUACUAUUGGUUUUGUUAAUAUAUUUAUUUUAAAAGGCCAUACUAAUAUAGUGAAAAAAAUAUUAUGGUCACAAACAGAUACGAAACUAUUUACAUUAGGUGCAGAAGGUACUAUUUAUCAGUGGGAUACAAGUACUGGUCGUCGUUCUGCUGAGAUAAUUUUAAAAGGAAUUACUUUACAUGAUAUUGCUCUUUCUGCUGAUGAACAAGUUGUUUUUUGCAUUGCUGAUGAUAAUAUUAUACACGAAAUAAAAGAGAAUAUGAUACGAAAAUAUCAUUUUCCGGAUGCAAAUGCAUAUUUCAUGAUAUUAGGAAAAGAAGAUCAAGCUUUUUUCUUUGUUUCUCCUGGUGGUUUCAUUUUAUCAAUAAAAUGUCCAAUACAAGAACCAAUACAUCCUCUAAGUUUUCAUAUUCAUUCUGCUGAUAUUACAAAGAUUGCUCUUUCUUAUAAUGAACAAUACUUAAUAUCUGUUAGUAUAGAUGGUAGUUUAUGUAUUUGGAAAGUAAUUUAUCCUGAAGGAAAAGGAAAAAUUGGAAAAGAGAUUGCAUAUACAAAUGAAGUAUUAAUUAAUAAAAAUGAUCUACAAGAAAAAAUACAAACGAUUAUAGACUUGAAUGUUAGGAUGAGAGAAUUGGAAACUGAACACGCAUAUAAAAUGCGUCAAAUAGAGGUAAUACAUAAUGAUAAAGUUAGGGACAUACAUCAAGGUUAUUGUGAAGCUAUUGAAGAAUUAAGAGUUAAAAUAAGUAGACUACAGGAAGAUCACAAGAACGAAUUGAAUACAAUAAAUGUAGAAAUACUUAAAAUGAAAGAAGAACAUGAAGACACAAUGAAACAAAUGGAAACGAAUUAUAAUGCUAAACUUAUUACAGAAUAUGAUAGAUAUUUAGCACUUGAAAAUUCGAUGAAUCUUAUGCGACAAAAUUAUGAAAAACGUUUAGAAGAAGUAGAAAGUCAUGGUGUUGAAGAAUUGCAAAAAGCAACAACUAAAUAUGAGGGUCUCCUUCAUGAGAAAAAAUUACAAUUAGAAGAAACUCAAGAUGAAAUGAUUCAACAGAUACGAGUACAUGAGCAAAUGAUGACGCAAAUAGAAGAUGACGCUGAUAAAGAAAUAUUAGAAUUGAAAACAAAUUAUGAAACAUUUUUGCAUGAAGAAAAACAGAUAAAUAUACGGUUAAAAGGAGAGACUGGAGUAUUACGCAAUAGAUACAUAUCUAGUUUGAAAGAUGUUGAAGAAUUGAGAAGACAAGUACAACGAUUUCAGAACGAAUACGGAUAUUUUCAGAAAACUAUUCAAGAAUUGGAAAGAGAUAAAGAUGAUCUAAAAACAGAAAUAAAUGAAAGAGAUACUACGAUUCAAGAUAGAGAACGUCAGAUAUACGAAUUAAAGCGAUCGAAUCAAGAAUUGGAAAAAUUUAAAUUUGUUUUGAAUUACAAAAUUAUAGAAUUGAAAAAUCAAAUAGAACCACGAGAUCGAGAAAUUAAAGAACUUAAAGAAAAAAUUCGAGACAUGGAGACAGAACUUGUAAACUUACAUAAAACUACUAUCAGUUUAGAAUUGCAAUUACAUGAAUUGAGAGAAAAAUUAGGAGCUUCAAGGCGUGAACUUCAAUAUGAAAUACAUCGAAAUAAAAGAUGUCAACAACUUUUGAAAAAAAUACGAAUAGAUUUGCUCGACGCUUCGGGACUUGUGCAAAAUCCACAGGCGUUAAAAACUGCUAUAACAAAAUUAUAUCAUAAGUACAGUUCAAGCGAUGAAUUUUUGCGUACUCGUAAAGCUGAUUUAGAUGCUCAAUGUGAAUUUAUAAAGCAGAGAGAUCAUUUAGAGAGAACAAUAGCUUCUCUUAGAAAACAAGUUUUCCAGGAUAAAGAAAUCAGUGGUAAAGAUAUAGAUAAAACAGUGGAAGAAAAUAUUAUUUUAAUUACAGAGUUAAAUGCUUUAAGAGAAGAAUUAAAAGAUGCAAGAAAACAUAUUAUACACAUGGAAAGUCUAUUAGGUUACAAAUCGAAAGAUAUGAGAUCAUCAGAAGCAAAGAAAAAAAUGGAAGAAGCAUGUUAUGGACAUGAAAAACUGCGAAUUGAAUACAAGUCUCAAAUGCAAGAAUGCCAAAAUAUAAUAAUUGCUUUAAAAGAAGAUAUGUAUAAGUUGAUAAGUAAGAUACCUUGUGAAGAACUAGAAACAAAAAUAACUUUUUAAAUACGCGUAUUAUAUAAAAAAAAUUUCUAAAAAAAAAAACUUAUAAUAUAUAUAGUAUAUCAUAUGAUAUUCUACCAUAAAUUAUUUAUUUAAACAGUAAAAAUAUCAAUAAUAAAAUAGAACAAAGAAAUAUAAAUGUCUUAAUAAUAAUUACCAACACAGUAUUCUUAUUUAGAAAUAUUAUAUUAGAAAUAAUAUUGAUUACUUAAAGGACAAAUGGAAUGAUAGCUUUUCUAGUUUUUGGAUAUUGAGGAAAUUCUCUUUUAUAUGCUUUAUGUUUUCCUAUUGCCCAAACAGUCAUUUGAUAUGCACCAGCAAUAGUAAAGAAUCCAGCUGAAAAAAAUAUUAUAAUUUUAUAUAUAUAUAUAUUGAAAAGAAAUAUGAAUUAAUAUUGAUUGAAGAAAAUUGAAGAAAAUAUAUAAUAAUUUUUCUGAAAUAUAUUUACCUGGAAGACAUGAAGUCAUAAUGGUAAAACCAAUCCAACUACCAAUUUCAUAAGUGUAAUUUGGACAUGAUACAAAAUUAAAUAAUAAAGUAAAAAGAUUGUUAGUGGGUACUGGUAUUUUUCUUACAGUACUUCCUGCUGGUCUUAAGUCUCUCAAAGCUAAAUGGAUACUUAGGUUUCCCAAUUCACAAAGUACAAAUGUAACUAAUCCAACAAGAAACUGAAAUUGCUUUGGAGCGGUAUACCAAGGAUGAUUUACAUGAUAUGCUACAUACAUAGCAAAAAUCCAAUAGUAUGAACAAUUCUUAAAAAGAUUACGUAAUGGCAUUGUUGCAUGACUAAAUCUAUGGACAAACAAUGUUUCUAGAAGUCUUUUUGCAUAGUGUAUGCUCCAACAAAUAGCUGCCACACUGAAACAAUAUUUUUUGAAGUUUUAAGUUUUGAUAGUCUAACUUUAUAAAUGUAUUUGUUUGAUUUCAAGAUUCUGUGUCCACUAGUAAUUUUACUUCAAUUUUAAAUGCUUUAAAUCUAACUUUUUUAGAGGUUAAAAGUGAUGUAGAUAAGUUAUCAAUAUCUAUUAGAUCAUUUAUCUGUUUGACAUUUGACUUGUAGAAAAGAUAAUAAAAUUUUAAAAUAAAAGUUCUAGUGGACUUGCUUGCAAAAAUAUUAUAAAAAGUCAAUAUUAAAAUUAUAUUUAAUUUCAUAAUUUUUCAUUGAAUUUAUAUAAAUUUAUCAAAAAGAAUGUAUUAUAAUUAUUAUAAUAUAUAUUAAAUAAACUUACUGAAUUUUGUCAUCUA
Apis cerana (Asiatic honeybee) is the source of this 5279-nucleotide messenger RNA. It is a transcript of the gene tous, whose product is annotated as testes of unusual size. The record is from RefSeq and is a predicted model, not a curated record. Gene Ontology annotation, molecular function: protein binding. NCBI's taxonomy places the organism in Eukaryota, Metazoa, Arthropoda, Insecta, Hymenoptera, Apidae.